Zingiber officinale is the source of this 896-nucleotide messenger RNA. Its product is annotated as protein LURP-one-related 8-like. The coding region runs from base 71 to 772 and encodes 233 amino acids. The record is from RefSeq and is a predicted model, not a curated record. NCBI's taxonomy places the organism in Eukaryota, Viridiplantae, Streptophyta, Magnoliopsida, Zingiberales, Zingiberaceae. The transcript is spliced from 2 exons.
AGCAGAAGCACCAGCAGCACCACCACCACCAACCAACGUUGCCUCAUCUUCUCGAGCAGUGCUUGGGGCGAUGGCGAGGGUGCACCCUGGAGCUAGAGGCAUCGAGCUGGGGGAUUCUGGGUCGGUAGCCUUCAGCAAGGACGGUGAAACGGCGCAGGAAGAGGCCGGAGCAGUAGCCUCUGUGCUGACCGUGUGGCGGCGGUCGCUCCUCUUGAACGGGAAUGGAUUCACGGUGUUCGACGCGAAGGGAAAGUUGGUGUUCAGGGUUGAUAACUACGCCUCCGGGAGCAGGACGGAGGUCGUCCUCAUGGACGGCGUCGGCGAGCCGCUCCUCACGGUUCGAAGAAAGAGAAGCUCAAUAGCUCUGCCGCUCGCAACUCUUACACAGAAACUAAGUCUAGGAGAGCAAUGGAUGAUCUAUGAAGGGGAAGAUAGAGCUAAUCCUCGAUUCGUGGUGAAGAGACAUUUGAAUCCCCUCUAUUCGAGGGCACUGGCGCGAGUCACACCCUGUGCGUCCGAUGCCAAGUCUUGCCAGGGCUACAAGGUCGAAGGCUCUUACGCGCAGCGCCGCUGUGCCAUCCUUGACGAUGAGCGGCAGCGAGUGGUGGAGAUGAAGAGAAAGGAGUCUGCCAAGGGCGUUUCUUUCGGGCUCGACGUCUUCCACUUGAUCGUGCAGCCAGGCUUCGAUGCCUCAGUAGCCAUGACUAUCGUGCUGCUCCUUGAGCAGAUGUUUGGGUCCGGAGCAUCACUGCUGAAAAUUGGCAAAUCAUGAAUAAACACAGAGAAAGACUGGAGGUGACUGUCCAUUAAAUUACGAACAAAUGAAUUUUUAUCUGCUUUAAAUUUUAAUCCAUAUAUAAUGAACGAAAGGUUCUUGUUCAUUUUAACCCUCAUAU